CGAGGAGGGGGCGGGGGAGAGAUGGUUACAAGAUGGCGGCGCUGAAGGAGGCUCGGAGCUACGGGCUGUCGUGCGGGCGCGUGAGCGACGGCAGCAGGGUGUCGGUGUUCCACGUGAAGCUCACCGACAGCGCCUUGAAGGCUUUCGAGAGCUACCGGGCCCACCAGGAUGCUGUGUCACUGAGACCAUCCAUCCGAUUUGAAGGAAGCCAAGGACACAUCUCCAUACCCCAGCCUGACUGCCCUGAGGAGGCACGGGCCUUCUCCUUCUACCUCUCCAACAUCGGCCGAGACGGCCCGCAGGGCAGCUUUGACUGCAUCCAGCAGUAUGUCUCCAGCCAUGGGGAUGUACACCUGGACUGCCUGGGCAGCAUCCAGGACAAGGUCACUGUGUGCGCCACUGAUGACUCCUACCAGAAGGCCCGACAGAGCCUGGCACAGGCGGAGGAGGAGACUCGGAGCCGGAGUGCCAUCGUCAUCAAGGCUGGAGGCCGCUACGUGGGCAAAAAGGUUCAGUUCCGGAAGCCAGCACCAGGGGCAGCCGAUGCGGUGCCCUCCCGGAAGCGGGCCACGCCCAUCAACCUGGCAAGUGCCAUCAGAAAGAGCGGUGGGAGCGGAGCCAGCAGUGUGGUACAGAGGCCCUUCCGAGACCGGGUGCUGCACCUCCUGGCCCUGAGGCCCUACAGGAAGGCCGAGCUGCUGCUGCGGCUGCAGAAGGACGGGCUGACGCAGGCGGACAAGGACACCCUGGACGGCCUGCUGCAGCAGGUGGCCAGUGUAAACCCCAAAGACGGCACGUGCACUCUGAGGGACUGCAUGUACAAAGAUGUCCAGAAGGACUGGCCCGGCUACUCGGAGGGCGACCAGCAGCUGCUGAAGCGGGUGCUCAUGCGGAAGCUGUGCCAGCCGCAGAAUGCCAUCUCCGACUCCACUGCCUCCAGCCCACCCCGGGAGCACGGGCGCGCAGCCUCACCCUCUCAGAAACGGCCACAGUCCACAGACUUCAUUGACCCCCUGGCCAGCAAGAAGCCCCGGAUCUCCCACUUCACACAGCGAGCACAGCCUACCCUCAAUGGCAAACUGGGCACCCCCAAUGGCCACGAGACCAUGCUGCCCACCCUGGGGCCCACCCCCACGGACACCUUCAGUUCUAGCCAUCUGCCCCCACGGCUGGAGCCCCCACGGACCCACGACCCCCUGGCUGAUGUCAGUAAUGACCUGGGCCACAGUGCCCAGGACUACAAGCACCAGGAGGCCACCCCAGCCCCAGCCCCUCACCUCGGUCUGCCCCUGCUGACGGACUUGACCCAGCCUGAGCGACCUGCUGGCUGCUCGCACAGUCACAGCCGACCCAAGAAGAAGUCCAAGAAGCACAAGGACAGAGAGCGGCCCCCCGAGGACAGGCCCCCUGCUCCACAGCCCGACGCCCCUGACGCCCCUGCCGCCCCUGCCCUGCUCCCAGACACCCCAGGUCUGAAUGGAGCCUGUGCCAGUGUCCCCACGGCCACGUCAGAGACCCCGGACUAUUUGCUGAAAUACCCUGCCAUCUCCUCAUCGGAGCAGCGUCAGAGCUACAAGAAUGACUUCAACGCCGAAUACAACGAGUACCGGAGCCUGCACGCGCGCAUCGAGCAGAUCACGCGCAGGUUCACGCAGCUCGACGAACAGCUCAGGCAGCUGAGCCAGGGCUCCGAGGAAUAUGAGACAACCCGUGGGCAGAUUCUUCAGGAAUACCGGAAAAUCAAAAAGACCAACACCAACUACAGCCGGGAGAAGCGGCGCUGUGAGUACCUGCACCGCAAGCUGGCCCACAUCAAGCGGCUCAUCGCCGAGUACGACCAGCGGCAGCUGCAGGCCUGGCCCUAGCGCACCAGCCGCACUCGCCAGGGAGGGCUCCGCCUGCCUUUUCUAGUUUUCUAUGAACUCGGCCCUUUGGCUGCCACAGAGACCGUCUAUUUUUGUACCUUUUCUACUCCGUGCCUCCAGGGAGAGUGAGUGGGCAGCGCCAGGUCCCGCCACCUUCAGAUCCCCGCUGGCAAGGUCACCGCAGCUCCCGGCGGUGCCUGAAGCCCUCCGCGGUGGCCUCGGCAGCGUGCGGUCCUCAGCCCCACACACCUGCUCUUCAUGUCCCAUGGAGGCUGCGUUGGGCCUGCGCUGCCGGCCUCGCUCCGUCCCUCCGUCCCUCGUGGGUCCUGGGGUCCUCUCUGGCAGGGCACUGAGGGUGGUGCCUUGCUCGCCUUCUCCAGGGCGCAGGCCUGUGGCCCCCAAUUGCUGCUUUCUUACUGUGCCUCGUCUUCUCAUACCCCAAAUCCUAGGGGCCAUUGGUGUGUGUGUGUGUGCGCGUGAGUGCGUGCGUGUGUGUGUGUGUGUGUGUGUGUGUGUGUGUGUGUGUGUGUGUACACGCGUGGGUUCUGAGCUGUGCACAUUCGGAAGGACGCUAUGGUGGGCAUGUGCUGGGGGCUGCAGGGUCCCUGCGCCCACAGCUGCAGAACAGGGAGAGCAGGAACUCAAAACACAGAUGUCUAUUUUUCUAAACCUUGGGGCUGUCAGGAGGCACCUGCCUGGUCCAGUCCUACCCUGCUCAGCUCUCUGCUUUUCCUUGGGACCCCUGGGGUCCUCAGACCCUAUGGGAAACCACCCCUUCAUGUUUGAUCAGCUGUUGGUUUCUAAACGGGGCAGGGCUAGAUUCCCUGCACAGUGCAUGGCCCACGCUGCACUGCGGGGCGGGCGGGCACCCCUCCUGCCCUGGGAACUCCACCCAGGGACUCUCAGUUGAGUUGGUCUGUUUUGUUCUGUUGUCUUGAGAUUUGGGGAGGGGAGGGCAGGGCCAGGCUCUAGGGCUGCGGGUGCUGGCAGGCUCGAGACGGUCUAACUUAUUGGUGGUCUCCGCCUUCGGACUGACUGUACAGUGGAGUCUACUUUGAGCCAUGGAGUUGGUGUUUACAGUCUUCACUUUUGCCAAAACGUUACAGUUGACAGGAGAGGCGGCGCCUCCUGGGGACCCUUUCUCAGAACCUGUCUUUUGUACACUAAGCAGGUGAACCGCCGACUUUUAAAGUCUAUAAUAAAUUUGAUGGAAUCGAA
Molecule: messenger RNA, 3083 nt
Organism: Peromyscus maniculatus bairdii (prairie deer mouse)
Lineage: Eukaryota; Metazoa; Chordata; Mammalia; Rodentia; Cricetidae
Gene: Ell
Product: elongation factor for RNA polymerase II
Biological process (GO): transcription elongation by RNA polymerase II; positive regulation of transcription elongation by RNA polymerase II; snRNA transcription by RNA polymerase II
Cellular component (GO): transcription elongation factor complex
Molecular function (GO): cis-regulatory region sequence-specific DNA binding
Source: RefSeq, a predicted model, not a curated record